AUUUAAAAUAAUAUGUAAAUUUUUGUUAAGACCCUCACGGGCAAGACCAUCACACUCGAUGUCGAGCCAUCUGAUACUAUCGAUGCUGUUAAGGCUAAGAUCUAAGACAAGGAAGGAAUCCCUCCUGAUUAAUAAAGAUUGAUUUUUGCUGGAAAGCAAUUGGAAGAUGGAAGAACUCUUUCCGAUUAUAACAUCUAAAAGGAAUCAACUCUUCAUUUAGUAUUGAGACUCAGAGGAGGUGGUAUGGAGCCAACCAUUGCUGCUAUUGCCAAAAAGUAUAACGUUGAAAAAAAAAUAUGCAGAGUUUGCUAUGCCAGGUAUUGAAUUGAUUGAUUAUUGUUAGAUUACCACCAAAAGCCCACAAUUGCAGAAAGAGAAAGUGUGGACACUCAAACUAAUUAAGAAUCAAGAAGAAGCCCAAGGAUUGAUAUAAUUAUGAAUAGUACAAUAAUAAACAAAUAUGUUUUAUC
Molecule: messenger RNA, 470 nt
Organism: Paramecium octaurelia
Lineage: Eukaryota; Ciliophora; Oligohymenophorea; Peniculida; Parameciidae
Source: the annotation of a GenBank genome assembly